This is a messenger RNA of Striga asiatica, 1245 nucleotides long. Lineage: Eukaryota; Viridiplantae; Streptophyta; Magnoliopsida; Lamiales; Orobanchaceae. The record is from the annotation of a GenBank genome assembly.
AUGAACACGGUGAUGCUGGGAAAGAUGACGCCUCUGGCCGGCGGGCAGUCGAGGGUUUCUCAAGUCCAAAUUGGGGAAAAUGAGUUCAAAACAGAUCAACAGGCUUUGAAACACCUUCUAGACCAGAAGAUCAUGACUCCUAUCCAACAGAAAUGGUUGACAAAAUUGUUGGGGCUUAACUAUGAAAUUCAGUACAAGAGGGGGGCUGAGAACAGAGCUGCUGAUGCCCUUUCAAGGAAGCCUAAUGAGGGUACUGAGGUGUCUGCCAUUACUACCCUGACACCUACUUGGGUUCGACAGAUUCAUGACAGUUAUGAAAUGGAUCCCUUUUUCAAAAAAAAUAGGGAAGCAAAUACCUUAGACCCACAAGCUUAUCCAGAUUUCACUCUUGUGGAUGGGCUGAUAAGGUAUAGAGGAAGGUUAGGUGUAGGCAGUAAUUCCCAAUUAAGGGAAUCACUACUGCAGGCAACUCAUGACUCAGCUUUUGGCGGACACUCAGGCAUUUUGGGUACCUACAUGAGGAUGAAAAGAACCUUCUAUUGGCCAAAUAUGAAAAAAGAUAUUGAAAAAUGGGUUAAAGGGUGUGAUGUCUGUAGCAUGAACAAGGCAGAAAAGGGACCUUACCCUGGGCUGUUGCAGCCAUUACCUAUACCAGACAAAGCAUGGACUCAUGUGUCUAUGGACUUUAUAGAAGGCUUGCCUAAGUCUUGGGGAAAGGAUGUGAUACUUGUUAUUGUUGACAGACUAACAAAGUAUGCACAUUUUGUGGCAUUAGCACACCCAUUCACUGCCAAAUCAGUGGCCAAGACAUUCCUGGACCUGGACACAGUGCACAAGUUACAUGGGUACCCAGUCAGCAUAUUAACUGAUAGAGAUAAGGUUUUUACUAGUGUUUUCUGGAAGGAACUCUUCAAAAUGCUGGGAGUGAAACUAGAGAAACCCUCGGCCCUGACUAGAGAAACUUCAGUCGAGGGUUUCUUAAGUCCAUUUUGUUUAAGUAUUAAGAAUAGAGUCAUCGGAAGGCGAGGAGCUUUUAAGCCAAUCUUGCCUUUCGAAGUUCCUACAUCAACUCGAGCCUUAGGUCAAUUACAUCGAGCCUUGUUGAAAGAUAGUCAGAUCAAUUACAUCGAACCUCGUUGUAGUAAGGGCUUUCCUCUUGCUGCUCUAUCUGCUGCUGGUGGCUCUUUGAGCGCCCCUUUCCCUUCUUUUAUAGGGGAAGAAGAUGUUGGAAAGGCCGCACCUUGA